GUACAGAGCAGAGUAGAGUAGAGCAGCAGAGCAGAGCGAGUGAGCCACAUCCGCCACUGGAGGGAUCUAAUCUGUGCAAUCUGACGCUCAAGGAUUUAUAGGUUUAGUCAAAAUUGCUUUUCUCCACUGUGGAGAUUAAGUACCGUGGGAUGUUUUGUUGGUCAGGCCAGAGCUGCUGCUUCUUACCCAGCCCGAAGCUGUUCUGCUGAAGACAAUGUCCCAGGACCCACGCAGAGUGGUUUUAGCCCUAGUGGGGUGUGGAAUUUGACUGGAAUUUGAGGGAUCCACGGUGGUAUGUGCACCAUGCAAGUGGAUACUGUGUUUGUGCUGUUCUGCGUCUGCCUCAUGGGGGUUGCUGGGAGAUCAGCUCAUCAAAGAGGCCAAAAGCUAGAGACCUACAAACAAAGCAGAUCCAGGAGACAAACGUCAAGAAUGGAUGGAGAAACUCAUAGCAACUCUGAAAGACCAAUCCUAAAGCGAAGUUCAGACAUGACAAAAUCUCCCAUGACAAAAUCUGAGCAGCUCCUAAGAAUAGAUGACCAUGAUUUUACCAUGAGACCAGCAUUUGGAGGUAGUCUUCCACAAGCUUCCCACAAUAAGUUGGGUGAAUUUUGGCCCAUUCCUCCUGACAGACCGGGUGUAACUGAGUCAGGACCCCCUAUUCCAGUUGGGGUAGAUGUUCAGGUUGAAAGUCUGGACACAAUCUCUGAAGUGGAUAUGGACUUCACCAUGACCCUGUACCUGAGGCACUACUGGAAGGACGAGCGCCUGUCCUUCCCCAGCACCAAUAACCAGAGCAUGACCUUCGACAGCAGGCUGGCCAAGAAGAUCUGGGUUCCUGACAUGUUCUUCGUCCACUCCAAGAGGUCCUUCAUCCACGACACAACCACGGACAACGUCAUGCUGAGGGUGCACCCUGACGGAAACGUGCUCUACAGUCUAAGAAUCACAGUCACGGCCAUGUGCAACAUGGACCUGAGUCGCUUCCCUCUGGACACACAGACCUGCUCGCUGGAGAUAGAGAGCUACGCGUACACGGACGAUGACCUCAUGCUGUACUGGAAGAAAGGCAACGAGUCACUGAACACGGACGAGAGGAUAUCUUUAUCUCAGUUCCUCAUCCAGAAGUUCCACACCACUACAAAGCUGGCCUUUUAUAGCAGUACAGGCUGGUACAACCGUCUGUACAUCCACUUCACUCUACGACGCCACGUCUUCUUCUUCCUGCUCCAGACCUACUUCCCUGCCACCCUCAUGGUCAUGCUGUCCUGGGUCUCCUUCUGGAUCGACCGCAGGGCUGUCCCCGCUAGGGUCCCCUUGGGUAGGAAAGGCCCUUGCCAGAAGGACAAGAAAGUUUCUAGCUCUAGGUAUCACCACGGUGCUCACCAUGUCCACCAUCAUCACUGGAGUCAACGCCUCCAUGCCCAGAGUGUCCUACAUCAAAGCAGUAGACAUCUACCUGUGGGUCAGUUUUGUGUUUGUCUUCCUCUCGGUCAUAGAGUAUGCAGCGGUCAACUACCUCUCGACCGUGCAGGAACGGAAAGAGAGGAAGCUAAGAGAAAGGUUGCCCUGUACCUGUGGGAUUGGCAACCCGGACGACAUGACGUGCGACCCCCAGAUCUCCGGCUACACCACCAUGGACGUCAACCGCACAGCGAACUAUGGCACAGCAGGGAAUUAUGGGAUGCCAGAGAACGGCGGCAGGCAGGAGAGGAUGUUGGCCCAGGUGGUUCUGGGGAAUCCCCAGCUCACGGGCCAGGUAAAGAGGCCAGGCUAUGUGAACAUUUGGAUAGACACCCACGCCAUAGACAAGUACUCACGGGUCCUAUUCCCUGGUUCCUAUGCCCUGUUCAACAUCAUCUACUGGUCUAUCUACUCCUAACGCCUGGCCUGUGCCACAAAUGGGGAAGGACCCUUCUACCCUAUCACACUCACAUGCUGCAGUUACGAGCACAACAUGGUCAUAUUUAUUAAGCACUAAAUGGGCAGAGAACUGACUCAAACAGGGAGGGAGUGGGACUACAUUAACUUGUCGAUUUUUAGAGUGUUCACUAAUGAAUAUGACUCAGGACUCCACUGUGACUCCAUUAACAGGGAUAGUGGCCACAGAGAGAAGAUGUUUUUGUCUGUUUUUCAAGACGGCGAAAGAGAUUGAGACAUGGCUCAUAAAAUGCAAGGAACAUUGCCUUCUUGACCGAGCCUCUUAAAUGGACUUAUUUAAAUAUGUACUCUUUCCAUGUGUAUUCAAGAAAACAGGUAUAAGGGUUUAUCGUCAUUUCCACCGAGCCACCGGGUCAAGCAUUAAAAAAAUUGGGUGCAUUAUUUUUAUUUAAACAUCCACUGAAAAUGUUCAGUUACAAUAUGGUUUCUCAAACAUCAGACUAAUUAAUAUUGAUAACUGGUGCAUCGGGGUUAAAAAACUAUUUUUGAUUGCAAUGUUUUGGGAGUGUCAAAUGUUGAAAUACAAUGUUGUUUACACAUGUUGUGAAUUAUUUUCCAUAGAACGUAUAGCCCCUUGUUGAUUCUAUAUUUAACAUUGAGAUGUUUUUUAAAUUAUGGUCACGAUUAAUUCAAACUUUUUGGGAUUGUGUCAUAUUGAUUGUGACCAAUGGACAACUAAGCAACUGAAAAACAACAUUGAUAGGUUUUAGAUCUGAAUGCUUGCCCACUGGGUGAAGGGCAUUGACAUGACGUGUAUAUAUUAGUGACUUAGCAUGACUAUGACUAGGCAGUGACCCGGAGAGUGCUAUCCCCUUUAAACUCUAAAGCCUGAAUUUCAGGUGAUAUCUUUACAUUUUCAUAUUUGCAAGUUCUAAAAUAUGAACACACUAUUUGGAUGUUAUGUAUCGUUGCUUCUGAUCUUAAACACUAGUUUGUUGGUAAUAAGCAACCAUUUGACCUUUGUGCUAAUUUUCACAGCAAUAGCACAACUACACGUGACACGAAUACAUAAGAAACAAACCGGUUAGGUUAUUUGAAGCCAAAACGUACAAAUCACUUUAGGCUGUUUUCUUCUCCACUAUUUUGAGACUUUUGAAGUUAAUGUCUCUUCGUGUAUAUUAUUAUGCGUGAUUCAAUUGUAUUAGUUGUUUCGGGUUUUUAGAGUUCAUUCCCCUUUGAAUCCAUUUGAAUAAAUAACCUCGUAGAUAACCUCAUAUAUAGCUACAGGAUGGAUAUAUUAUUGUCUUACUAGGAGAGAUUGUGUCUCCAAAUACCCCUUGUUUUUUUAUAAUCAAUAUGAGCAUAAUCGCUCAACACACCUAUGUAAAAGCUAUGUUGUGAUCCUUGUUAAACAUAUUUAAUAAAUGUGAUGUUUUCUGAGAAAGAGGAAGUCAUUGCAUCUGAAGUGGAAGAACAUGUUUGGAACUGGCCUAAAGACAUGGAAAUUGACAUAUUACAGUAAUUGCAAUGCUGCGGCGUCUCAUUAGAAACUUCGCUUUAUGGUGUAUUGGAAUUGCUUCGUUGAUAACAAUGAUUACCAUUCUUCGAAAAUCAUGAGCAACUUGGCACUGAUUGCAGAGCAGCCUCUGACUAGAGGUAGUUUGAAUCAAUACUUCCUGUUUGUCACGUAGAGUAGGCCAGAAGGCUAAACUGGAU
This is a messenger RNA of Oncorhynchus keta (chum salmon), 3597 nucleotides long. Its product is annotated as gamma-aminobutyric acid receptor subunit rho-1-like. The record is from RefSeq and is a predicted model, not a curated record. The transcript has 11 exons. Bases 295 to 1974 code for a protein of 559 amino acids. Gene Ontology annotation, cellular component: membrane; GABA-A receptor complex; synapse. Gene Ontology annotation, molecular function: neurotransmitter receptor activity; GABA-A receptor activity; extracellular ligand-gated monoatomic ion channel activity. NCBI's taxonomy places the organism in Eukaryota, Metazoa, Chordata, Actinopteri, Salmoniformes, Salmonidae. Gene Ontology annotation, biological process: monoatomic ion transmembrane transport; regulation of membrane potential; chemical synaptic transmission.